Blepharisma stoltei is the source of this 1478-nucleotide messenger RNA. NCBI's taxonomy places the organism in Eukaryota, Ciliophora, Heterotrichea, Heterotrichida, Blepharismidae. The record is from the annotation of a GenBank genome assembly.
AUGCAUGAAGAAAGGAAUGAAGUAGCAAUUGCAAAAGAUCAUGAAUUGAAUAAAUUUGAUAUUAAUGAAGCUGAACUCAAUGAAGAUCAUAUGGAAAAUACUGUUAACAUGCACAACCGUUUAUGGGGUGCAAAACAAUUAGUUAGGCAAAUUUCUAAAGAAGCCUCUGAGUAUGAAAAUGAAAUAAGAAGACUUUCUGAUAAUAUGAAUGAAAUGAAAACAUUUUAUAAAGAAAAAUUGGAGGAAAAAGAAUGCGAAUGCGAAAUUCUGAAAAAGAAACUUCAAUCAUUUAUAAAUGGGACACAUAAAGAAAUAUUCCAGCUCUAUGAAGAGCAAAUAGGAAAGUUAAAGGAAAAAACUGAAAAAUACUUACUCCCCCCCAUCCUUGAUCGAACGAUUGACUGUAAAAAUUCCUAAAAAUUGGGGAAAUUAACCCCCAUCCUUGAUCGAACGAUUUUCAUAUCAUGCAAAAUUUUUAUAUAUAUAAAAAUAUAUUAUUUAUCAAAAGCUUGGGAAGAUGCACAUAAUGAAGUUGUUUUCAGAGGCUUUGAGACGACAGAAAGCUGCGAAAUCAACCAUCCGAAGUGAUUUAGUCAUUAACAUAUGCUUAAAAACUUAAUAAUCUAAUAAAAUACAGAUUCUUUAAAAUUUUUUUAAAAAAAAAUUAAUUUAAUAAGGAACAAAUUAAAAUUUAUACAAUUUAAAGGGGUAACUAAUAAAUCAAAAUAUUAAAAAUUGGUAUUUUAUGAAAUAAAUUAAAAUUUUUUUGCUGUAAAAAUAAUUAUUAAAUAUUCUUAACCCUCUUAUUUAAAAGUAAAUAAAAAAAAAAUAUCUAUAUAUUUUUUUCCCGAAAAAUUUUUUUUUAACCCCCAUCCUCGAUCGAACGAUGGCGAGUCGUUCGAUCAAGGAUGGGGGGGGAGUUAGAAAUUAUGAAAAAGAUUGAUAAAACAACUUUUAAUUACGAAUUGAAUGAAAUUUUAGAGAAAAUGUGUGAAGAUUUAAUACAAAAAAAUCAAGAAAAUUUAGAUUUUUACGAAAUGCAGCGGAAAUGGUUGAUAGGGAAUAAAUGCAUUCAAGAACUUGAAGCUAAGUGCAAAAGCUUAGAAAAUAAACAAAAAGGCAAUAUAAAUGCGAUCACAGAAUAUCAUCAUUUAGUAGGAGAAAUGAACAACAGAAUGGUAGCUUUUGAAGACGAAAAUAAGGCCCUAAGCGCCACUAUAUCGAAACUAUUUAAAGAGAACGAAAUUCUUACUGAAAAGCUUGAAAUAGCUCUAGCUAAUCAAUUUGAAAACGCUAAAAAAAUUGAUGGACCAGCACUUAAAUAUUUGAGGACUCUUCAAUUAAAGCUUAUAUCAAAUAAAGACUUUUCUUCAUUCCAGUUAGCAAAAUUUUUAGGCAAAGAACUUUUUCAGCUAGAUCCUGUCAAAUUAAAAAACAAGCAGCCAUUAAAUAGAACUAGUUCGGUAUUAUUCAGAUAA